This is a messenger RNA of Nicotiana tabacum (common tobacco), 3138 nucleotides long. NCBI's taxonomy places the organism in Eukaryota, Viridiplantae, Streptophyta, Magnoliopsida, Solanales, Solanaceae. The record is from RefSeq and is a predicted model, not a curated record.
AAAAAAAAAAAAAAAGGCAAAGACUUAACAAAAAGGGUCGCGAUUAGGGCUUGACAACAAAGCUUCUUCAACUUAAACAAAACAACAGAGCUUCUUUGACGUUCUGAACUCGCGAUUAGGGUUCUGCCAUCAUCUUCUUCUUUCAGAAGCUUGAGGUUCCUGCCAUUGAAAAACCAAGUAUGCUUCUUCUUCUUUCUUCUUUCUUCUUUCUUCUUUCUCCUUUCUCCUUCUUCUUCUCUUCUUCUUUCUAUUUUUUUUCCUCUGUUUUUUGUCGAAAAGAACAGAAACAGAGGUCUGUUUUGUGCUCUAUUUUUCGAGCAAAAACAGAGGUCUUUCUUCUUCUCUUAACAGAAACAGAGGUCUGUUUUUGUGCUCUAUUUUUUUUGGUUCUGUUUUGGCAAAAUAACAGAGGCUGCUUCUUCUCUUAACAAACGCUCUGUUUUUUUCAGGCCCUGUUUUGUUUGCCUUUUUUUCAAUUAUUGACUUAUAGUCUUAUAGAGUAGAAUUAAUUGCAUAUUGACUUGAUAAUUUUUUUUCUAUAAAACAGCGUUGAAAUGGCGUCAUCCGAUAGUAAUAAACGAAAUGAUAUAGCUUGGAAUUAUGCUAUACAAGGCUCAUCAAGAUCCGCAAUUAAAUGUGUGUUUUGUGAAAAAACAUAUCAUGGUGGGAUAACUCGUCACAAGCAACAUUUGAUAGGUGGAUUUAAAAAUAUAGUACAAUGUCCCCUUUGUCCGCCCGAGGUUAGGGAGGAAGUAAAAGCGUUUGUUGAUAAGAAAAAUGUGACAAGAACUCAAAUGAAUUUUGAAGCAUCGGUGAAUCCAAUUGAUGAAGAUGAUAAAAUGGAUGAAGAUGGUGAAAUGAGACCUCCCCCCCCCAAAAAGAAAACUCAUAAGAUAUCUUCAAAUAGUUCUAGUGGGUCGUCCACGACGGCACGUACGACAAAAGGUCCUCUCAAUCUUUAUUUCUCGGCAAAACAACAAGAAAACGGAAAAGGUGAAGAAGGUCUAGGUAUAGAAGCCAAGAAGAUUUUGAGGGACCGCGCCGUAAGUGCCUUUGCAGCAUGGAUAUAUGAUGCAGGGCUUCCUUUCAACUGUGUUAACUACAAAACUUUUGAUAAAUUCAUUGAGACCGUAGGACAAUAUGGCCCAGGAAUGAAGCCUCCUAACUAUCAUGAAGUUAGAGUAACUCAUCUUAAAAAAGAGGUGAAGAAGAUAGACCAAAUUAUUAAGGAGCAUAAAGUGCAAUGGAACAAGUUUGGAUGUUCCAUUAUGAUGGAUAAAUGGACAGUACGGAAUGGAAAAAUAAUCAUAAAUGUGUUGGUGAACUCUCCAAGAGUAAGUAUUUUUCUUGAAUCUCACGAUGCUAGCAACUCUUCUACGGAUGGAAGCAAAAUGUACAGCUUGUUUAGAAAAACUAUUGAUAAAAUCUGAAAGGAAAAUGCUGUACAAAUUGUUACAGAUAAUGCUAGUGAGAAUGUUAGUGCGGAUAGGAUGAUGGAAGCAAUGUAUCCACACAUUUAUUGGACUCCAUGUGCUGCCGAUUGUAUCAACUUGAUGUUUGGUGACAUAUUCAAGGAAAACCCAUAUGCUUCAGGUAACUUUAAUAUAGUUAUCUUUAAAGCCUUUAACUUUAUUUAUACUUAUGUCCUAUCCUAUUAAGUAUUAACUAUAAAAUUGUUAUUGUUACUUUUACAGUUUUCACUAAGGCCGUCAGGGUAUAUUCUUACAUCAGUCAGAGGCCGCCGAUGUUGAAUUUGAUGAGGAAAUUCACAAAUGAAAGAAAUUUGGUGAGACCGGUCAAGACUAGAUUUGCAACGGCUUUCUUAACUUUGCAUAGUUUUUACUUGCAAAAGAAAAACUUGAGAAAGCUAGUUCUUUCAAAUGAAUGGAAAGAUAAUAGAUAUGCAAAGGAAGCUGUGGGGAAAGAAACUGCCAAAGUUCUUAUUUCUCCAUCAUUCUGGAAUGACGUCGUUCGAGCUCUUAAAGUUGGUGGUCCUUUGAUUAGGGUGCUUCGUAUGGUGGAUGGGGAGAAAAAAUCACCAAUGGGCUAUCUUUAUGAAGCUAUGGAUAGAGCCAAAGAGACUAUUGCAGCGUCAUUUGAGGGAGAUGUUAGGAAAUAUGAGAAAGUUUUUGAGAUAAUUGAUACCAGGUGGGAGAAUCAACUCCAUCGACCUUUGCAUGCAGCAGGCCAUCUUGUGAACCCGGGAUUAUUUUACAAGAACACUAGAGAUGAAACUUUGACUUCAGAGGUGUGGAUUGGAUACCAUGCAUGUCUUGAGAAGUUGGUCCCUAAUUCAGCGACGAUAGAUCAAAUAGGGGAGGAGUUUGGUAGGUACUCACAAGCAGAGGGCCUAUUUGUUUACAAGCGGCCAUUAGAGUCAGAGACAUAAGGUCGUCAGGUAACUAACUUUAAUAUAGAUAUCCUUAUAACUUUAAAUUAAUUUAUUUGAUUUAUACUUAUUAACUUUUAAAAUAUUUUUCUAUAGUUGAAUGGUGGAAGCAGUUUGGACAUCAAACUCUAAACUUGCAAAAGUUUGCCAUCAAAGUACUAAGCCUAACUUGUAGUGCAUCUGGAUGCGAGAGAAAUUGGAGCGUAUUUGAGCAUAUUCACUCCAAGAAAAGGAAUAGGCUUGAGCUAUCGCGUCUCAAUGAUCUAGUGUAUAUUAAAUACAAUAGAACAUUGAGGCGACGUUAUGAAGCUCGCGAUACCAUUGAUCCAAUUUUGUUGGACAACAUUGACGAGGCAAAUGAAUGGUUAACUGGAGCCCCCCAAAAUCAUGAAGAUGAACAAGUGUAUGAAGGAGAUGAUCUUGAUUGGGGUACUGUUUCUAUGGCGGUUGGAGUUGAGGAGAAUAUCUAUGGUCUUAGAGGGAGUUCUUCAAGUUACAAGGGAAAGGGAGUAGCAAGUUCAAGCCGGUCCCUAAUUGAUGAAGACUCCGAGGAUGAAGAAGAUGAUAGCCAAUAUAAUGCUAACAUUCAUGAAGUUGUAGAAUUUGAAAAUCUUGAAGAAGAAUAGAUGUUGCUUGUUUUAGAUUAUUAGACUUUAGUUUAUGAAUCUACUAUGAGUCUAUGACUAUCUAUUGAGUCUUUAAUUUUUGAAUGAUAUAUUUAUUAAUAUAUUAUUGUUAUUGAGUUUUUA